This is a messenger RNA of Epinephelus fuscoguttatus (brown-marbled grouper), 6403 nucleotides long. It is a transcript of the gene pik3r4, whose product is annotated as phosphoinositide-3-kinase, regulatory subunit 4. Gene Ontology annotation, molecular function: protein binding; ATP binding; protein serine/threonine kinase activity. The record is from RefSeq and is a predicted model, not a curated record. Lineage: Eukaryota; Metazoa; Chordata; Actinopteri; Perciformes; Serranidae. Gene Ontology annotation, cellular component: phosphatidylinositol 3-kinase complex, class III, type I; phosphatidylinositol 3-kinase complex, class III, type II; late endosome. Gene Ontology annotation, biological process: protein phosphorylation; late endosome to vacuole transport; macroautophagy. Bases 330 to 4358 code for a protein of 1342 amino acids. The transcript has 22 exons.
UUCAUAACAACAGCUGGAAACGGCUAACAAGCUAACUAACCGACUCAGGCUGCUACUUUUGUUUAUUAUUCGCGGUUACGGUCCGUUUACCGCAGCGGGGAGUUUCACCGGCGACGGAGCGGAAUGAUAGCUGGAGGCCGUCGUCAUUAACGCACCGAGAGAUGACAUAAAGACGGUUACUGCAUUAGUUUGUUACCGUUAGCAGCCGUUAGCGGCAUCACCUGAACCGCCCGCUGCUUGCUAACAUUAGCCUGCUGCAACACACACACACACACACCGUCAUCACCAACAGCAGCGGACCUGUCAACAUCAGCUGACGUUGAGGCGUGAUGGGGAAUCAGCUGGCGGGGAUCGCCCCGUCACAGAUCCUGUCUGUAGACAGCUACUUCUCAGAUAUCCAUGACCAUGAGUACGACAAGAGCCUGGGCAGCACCCGCUUCUUCAAAGUAGCCCGGGCCAAACACCGUGAGGGCCUGGUGGUGGUCAAAGUCUUCGCCAUCCAGGACCCUUCGCUACCUCUGACCAGCUACAAACAGGAGCUGGAGGAGCUGAAGAUCAGACUGCACUCCUGCCAGAACUGUUUGCCCUUUCAGAAAACCUCCCUGACCGAGAAAGCAGCCAUCUUGUUCCGUCAGUAUGUCCGGGACAACCUGUACGACCGCAUCAGCACCCGACCCUUCCUCAACAACGUGGAAAAACGGUGGCUUGCCUUCCAGAUCCUCAACGCUGUCGACCAGGCGCACAAAGCUGGCGUCCGCCACGGUGACAUCAAGACUGAGAACGUGAUGGUGACCAGCUGGAACUGGGUGCUGCUCACUGACUUUGCCAGCUUCAAGCCCACGUACCUACCAGAGGACAACCCCGCAGACUUCAACUACUUCUUCGACACGUCCAGGCGGAGAACGUGCUACAUCGCACCAGAGAGGUUUGUGGAUGGAAGCAUGUUCACCACAGAGAGCGACCAGAAUACACCGCUGGUGGAUCUGACCAACAACAACCAGAGGAGCAGAGGGGAGCUCAAACAGGCCAUGGACAUCUUCUCUGCAGGCUGUGUGAUAGCUGAGCUGUUCACAGAGGGCGUCCCUCUCUUCGAUCUGUCCCAGCUGCUGGCGUAUCGUAAAGGACACUUCCAGACGGAGCAUGUUCUCAUGAAGAUCGAGGACCGGAGCAUCCGGGACCUGGUAGCUCAGAUGGUGCAGAGAGAGCCAGAGAAGCGUCUGACAGCGGAGGAGUAUCUGAAGCAGCAGAGAGGAAAAGCCUUCCCCGACAUCUUCUACACCUUCCUGCAGCCGUACAUGGCUCAGUUCGCCAAAGAGACCUUCCAGUCCGCAGAUGAGCGAGUGCUCGUCAUCCGCAAAGACCUCGACAACAUCCUGCACAACCUGCGAGGAGGCUCUUCUUCUUCGUCUCAGGAAAGCAGCGAUGGCGUGCUGAGCUCCAGAGAGGAGCAGGGCCUCAUCGUCCUGGUGUCCGUCAUCACCUCCUGCCUGCAGACGCUGCACUCCUGCGACUCCAAACUGGCAGCGUUGGAGCUCAUCCUGCACCUGGCGCCACGGCUAGGCGUCGACAUCCUGCUUGACCGCAUCACACCCUACCUGCUGCACUUCUGCAACGAUCCCGUUCCUCGUGUACGUGCUCAGGCCGUGCGCACUCUGGCCAAAGUGCUGGCGCUGGUGAAGGAGGUGCCAAGGAACGACGUCAAUAUCUACCCAGAGUACAUCCUGCCAGGCAUCGCCCACCUCGCACAGGAUGAUGCCACCAUUGUCAGGCUGGCGUACGCAGAGAACAUCGCUCACCUGGCAGAGAGCGCGCUGCGUUUCCUGGAGCUGGUUCAGGAGAACAAUGUGAACACAGAGCAGGACCUAAGCGGAGAGGACACAGAGGAAAUGCUCCAUCCCAACGAGAACUACGACUCAGAGCUGCAGGCGCUGCAUGAGAUGGUGCAGCAGAAGGUGGUGACGCUGCUGAGCGACUCAGAGAACAUUGUCAAACAGUCGCUGAUGGAGAACGGCAUCACGCGGCUCUGCGUGUUCUUCGGCCGGCAGAAAGCCAACGAUGUGCUGCUGUCUCACAUGAUCACCUUCCUCAACGACAAGAACGACUGGCACCUGCGAGGAGCCUUCUUUGACAGCAUCGUGGGUGUGGCAGCGUACGUCGGCUGGCAGAGCUCCUCCAUCCUGAAGCCUCUCCUCCAGCAGGGUCUGAGCGACACUGAGGAGUUCGUCAUCUACAAAGCUCUUAACUCUCUCACCUGCAUGUGUCAGCUGGGUCUGCUGCAGAAACCUCAUAUCUACGAGUUUGUCAGUGACAUCGCUCCGUUCCUGUGUCAUCCCAACCUGUGGAUCCGUUACGGGGCGGUGGGCUUCAUCACUGUCAUCGCACAGCACCUCAACGUGGCUGACGUAUACUGCAAACUGAUGCCUCACCUCAACCCCUUCAUCACCCAGCCCAUCAUCCAGAUCGAUAAGGAGCUCGUCCUGCUGAGCGUCCUGAAGGAGCCGGUCAGUCGCUCCAUAUUUGACUACGCCCUGCGCUCCAAAGACAUCGCCAGCCUCUUCCGCCACCUGCUGCUUCGACAGAAGAAGCGUGCUGGAUCCAUCCCAGAAUGCCCCACUCCUGAGGACCCGGCCAUCGCUCAGCUCCUCAAGAAGCUGCUCUCACAGGGGAUGACCGAGGCGGAGGAGGACAAGCUGCUGGCGCUCAAAGACUUCAUGCUGAAAUCCAACAAGGCCAAAGCCAACAUGGGCGAGCAGAGUCACCUGGGAGAGGCGGCCCAGACCGGUGUCAUCGACCUGGCUCUGCUCGGCAUCACGGGCCGCCAGGUUGACCUGGUUAAACCUAAAGCUGAGCCCGAGGACAAGAGAGAGUUCAUCGCUGCAGCAUCUGCGAGGAAGCACACAAAGCAGGACUCCACAAUGAACGAGGAGUGGAAGAGCAUGUUUGGAUCUCAGGAACCGCCCUCCGCCCAGCCCGCCACGGUCACUGAUGGGCCGGCCACUCAGAUAAGGAAGAGCACGGCGGCCCCGGCGGUGCCCGUGCUGCAGUCGGUGGCGAGCGGCCCCGCUUACCAACGUCGCAUCAACACCUGCAAGGCGGAGCUGCAGCAGCUGGUCCAGCAGAAGAGGGAGCAGUGCAGCGCCGAGCGCAUGGCCAAACAGAUGAUGGAGAGUGCCGAGUGGGAGAGUCGACCUCCUCCACCUGGGUGGCAUCCUAAAGGGCUGCUGGUCGCUCAUCUUCAUGAACACAAAGCAGCUGUGAACCGCAUCAGAGUCUCAGACGAGCAUUCCAUUUUCGCCACGGCGUCCAACGACGGCACCGUCAAAGUCUGGGACAGUCAGAAGAUGGAGGGGAAAACCACGACCACCAGGUCUGUGUUGACGUAUUCUCGUAUCGGCGGCCACGUGAAGACGCUGACCUUCUGUCAGGGGUCACAUUACUUGGCGGUGGCUUCAGACAACGGAUCCAUCCAGCUGUUGGCGGUCGAAGCAAACAAACCACCAAAAUCCCCCAAAGUUCAGCCCUUCCAGACCAGGUCUCUGGACCUGCAGGAGGACGGCUGUGCAGUCGACAUCCACCAUUUUAACUCUGGCGCUCAGUCGGUGCUGGCAUACGCAACUGUCAACGGCUCGCUGGUUGGCUGGGACCUUCGCUCCAACUCCAAUGCCUGGACGCUCCGCCACGACCUCCGCCUCGGACUCAUCACCUCCUUUACGGUCGACAUGCACCAGUGCUGGCUCUGCCUAGGCACGAGCAGCGGCACCAUGGCCUGUUGGGAUAUGCGGUUCCAGCUCCCCAUCUCAAACCACUCCCAUCCUGCCCGGGCACGAAUCAGACGCCUGCUGAUGCAUCCGCUCUACCAAUCAUCUGUCAUCGCUGCUGUCCAGGGGAAUAAUGAAGUGUCUAUGUGGGACAUGGAGACCGGAGAUCGUAAAUUCACCUUGUGGGCGAGCUCCGCACCUCCACUCUCUGAGAUGCAGCCAUCUCCUCACAGUGUUCACGGGAUCUACUGCAGUCCUGCUGAUGGGAACCCGCUGCUGCUGACGGCUGGAUCUGACAUGAGGAUCAGGUUCUGGGACCUGGCGUAUCCCGAGAGGUCGUACAUCGUGGCGGGAGGAGCCAAUGACUCGCUGCACUGUCCGUCUGUCCUCUACAGCAGGAAGAUCAUUGAGGGGACUGAAGUCGUACAGGAGAUCCACAGUAAACAGAAGAGCGGCGUGGUGGAGGACUCGCCUCGCCGCGGCCCAGAAUCCCUCCCUGUGGGACACCAUGACAUCAUCACUGACAUCGCCACCUUCCAGACGACGCAGGGCUUCAUCGUCACCUCGUCCAGAGACGGCAUCGUCAAAGUCUGGAAGUGAGGUCACGCCACCGACUCACGAACAGCACACACACACACACACACACACACACACCCACAGAACAUGUGUGUACCUCAUGUGGACUCUGAUCUGUGAUGGAUUGAGACAGGAAGUGACAUCAUCCAUUCACUCGUUACAGUUUAAAUGAAUGAACUUAUCUUCAGCGUUUCCCUGUAGUUGAUGAACACCUCCUCCCGUUGGCUGCUUCUGUUGAUGCGUCACAGUCACACGUGGGUUCUUGUUCCUCCCCGUCAUAUCUACACAGCGAGGCGGCAGGUGUCAGAGAACAUUGUUAAUCUGUGCCCUCAGUACGCUUAUUUUGACUUCUGUUAAAAGACGUCAACGCUCACACAGAGUUUAACGACCAACACAUGAAGUCAUCUCAGUUUGAAUCAGAAUCACAACUUCAGUAAAUGAAAGUCGUCCACAGCGACUGUGUGAAAGAGACGAGGACGGAUGGCGUCAGAUUUAGACCCUGUCUGCAUGCACACAGGUAUUUUUGAAAACUGGUAUUUUCCUUUCAGGCUUAAAUGAAAUAUUAAGUCACUGAAGGCCAAAACACACCAGAGGCAAACGCUCACAUCAGAAAAUACGCCCCUGUUAUUCUCAGUGUACAAGUGUUUGGGAAAUGAUGACAUCAUCUCCUCAAUUUGCACAUACCCAUCUUUGCUUUGUGUCAUAAGCACGCUCCAGAAACAACAACAGCGGCGACCAACUUGUUUGUUCGUUAGCACUGUUGGUUCUAAUGAAGCUGAGGCGCCGGACGGUUCGUUACACAGAACCAUCUGAGAAGUGGAUUAGAUGAACCAUCUUUUUGUCACCGUCUAUCACACGCUAACUUCAGUCAGAUCAGAUCAUGGAGGAUAUGACGUCACAGAGACAGUCAGUGUCAACAUCUGUUUGAUGGAGAGGCCUCAGUGUCGUUCUCUGCUCUUCCUUCAUUAAAGAAACGCUCUCCUGUUCUGAUUUACUGAAGCUGCUGCAGCAUCAACGCUGACCUCUUCAGGAGCUGCGACUCUGUGCCGUCACACAGCUAAACCUCAGCUGUAGCUGCCAGUCGCUCCUCACAGGACGUCACUGCUGGUUCAGACACAAACUUGAACCUUGAUUAAAUGGAUUCUCACAUGAUCUUGUGACAUCAUGAGAAUUCAGCUGCUUUACACUGAGACUUAAUGUUGCUGCGCCACUGUGCAGACGAGCGGAGGUGUCUGCUGGGCUCAGUGUUGUUCGGUCCAGCUCAGCGUCCGCCGUUUAAAGUCCUCCAGAAACAGCAUGUUUGGAAUGUUGUCAUGGACUCCAUCACCACCGACUGACUCGACAAGCGCUUGGAGCUGUUUCUGCGCUUUAGUGUGGACAGAGAUGUUUUGUAAAGUGAAGGUCAUAUGAAUGGAUUUAUUUAUUUAUAUCAGUUUUCAGAAAUACCUGUCUACAUGUAGACAGAGCCUUUUCAGGGCACACAUUUCUCAUACAGGGAAUAAAAUCUGCAUAUUGAAGUCAAAUGAUAUAAAUCAUAGUGAAAUAUAGUUAUAUAAGAACAUGAAUUACUAAAUUAGAAAACUACUAACCACACGCUCUCUGUGACACCUGCUGCUCUCUGCAGACUCAGCGUCUGCUCCAGUCCUCUGACAGGAGGAGGUCAAACUGGUCCUGAACCUGCUCUUUACAUUUCACAUGAAAUUAUUCACAGUGGUUCACACAAAAUCUAUUGAUUUUAGCUUUUAGACGUGAUGGAUGUCGUUUCCAUGACAAUCUUUUCACGCCCCUAAAAACAGUUUAUCAGCAGCCCCAACAAUAACAUUAACACAACCAUAUGCACCUGUUCUUCAUCUCUCUGUGUCCUCUUCGGUCUGCGCUGUAGACUUUGUACAUACGUUACUUUAAAAUCUGAGUAAUAUAAAGUUUGAUUUGAAACUUGUGUAAAAUAUCAAAGAUGCAUUUUGUUGCUGCAGAAAUGUUACAAACUGCAGAUGAACCAUGUGACCUGCAUUUCAGUGUUUGUCCGUUCACUUCAAUAAACUCAGCAGCAAAAAAAAAAUCUCCUCAUG